GUUGGUAUCAUCUACGUCUUUAAUCUCAUUGUUGGAACAGGGGCGCUGACAAUGCCGAAAGCUUUCGGUGAAGCAGGAUGGCUACUGGGUCUUAUAUCAGUGUUUCUUCUCUGCAUUAUGAGCCUGAUCACAGUUACAUUCGUCGUUGAAGUGAUGGCUUCAGCAAACGCUGUGCUGAGCUGGAAGAAGCUGCAGAGUUUAAAGAAGGCCGGUGAUAUUUCGGACAAAGACAUAGCCAGACAGUUGGACCCAGAUUUCCAUGAAGAAACGGAACAGAGUCCACUGCUACACCAAAGUACAUGUAGGAGUGCCAAGUUUAACGCUUCUGUUAAACCAUGUAACUACUACGAGAUAUCUGAACGAAUUGAGAUGGGCCAGAUGGCUUCAACAUUUUUCAGUAGAUGUGGAGUAAAUCUGUUCUACAUCUGCAUAGCAGUGUAUUUGUAUGGGGAUCUGGCAAUAUAUGCAGCAGCAGUACCGAAGAGCCUGAGGGAUGUGGCAUGUUAUAAGGUGAAUGUGACUAACAACUCUGAGGGCAAUGACGAGACUGAUCUCUGUUGGCCUGGAACAGAAAGCAAGAUCACUAGAUUUUCUGCCUACAGAAUUUUCUUAUUGGGAUUCACAUUAUUUCUCGGUCCAUUUACUUUCUUCAACGCGCAGAAGACAAAGUACCUGCAGUUGUUCACGUCAGUCAUGCGAUGGGUUGCGUUCCUGAUCAUGAUCAUCGUGGCAGCGAUACGGCUGGCGCAGGGGGAGGGGCACGGCUCCCCGCCGGUCGCGCAGUUCGCCGGCGUGCCGACACUGUUCGGCGUCUGCGUCUACUCGUUCAUGUGUCAUCACUCGCUGCCCUCGCUUGUCACGCCGAUGCGUGACAAGUCGCACCUCUUCUCCCUCCUCGCGGCGAUCUACGUGACCAUCUUCACCUUCUACAUGCUGCUGUCCUUCACCGCCGUCUUCACCUUCUCCAAGCUGGAGGACCUCUACACGCUCAACUUCGAGCCCACGGGCGGCGCCGACGCUGUUGUCAACGUCGUGUUCAUCCAGUACUUCCUCGCGUUGUUCCCCGUGUUCACGCUGAGCACGAACUUCCCGAUCAUCGCGAUCACGCUGCGCAACAACCUCAGCGCCCUCUUCCUGCGAGAUUCCCGCAGCUAUCACUGCUGCGUCACCCGCCUCCUCUUCCCGCUGCUGACAAUAGCGCCACCUAUUGUCGUGUCGUUCUUCACGAACAACCUCGAGUUCUUGGUCGGCAUCACGGGUUCAUAUGCGGGCGCGGGGAUCCAAUACGUUUUGCCAGCAUUCCUCGUGUACUACGCACGGCUUGACACGCGCAUGAUCCUGGGGUCGGGGGUCAAGAAUGCUUACCGGUCACCGUUCAGUCACACAGCCUGGGUGGUCAUUGUACUGCUGUGGGCAGCCGCAGCAGUUGUGUUUGUGACGGUUAAUCACAUCCUUACAAAGUUGUAGCGCGUUGUUACGGGAAGUAUUUCCCUAUCCGUAUGGGUGAGAUUCAUCCACUCCCCCUUGCAUAUUGCUGCUGGGUCGUUCAAGCCAGAUCGGUUUGAACGUGUUUUAAAUUAAUGCACGUCAAAUUUUCGACUGCGGCAUGUCAUUGCGAAGUAUUGUCUUUUAAUAUUACGUCCUACUGACCUAUCGCAACAAAGGCUAAGGCUGCCUCCAAGUCACAUGAGGCGGAUUGGUUAAUUAUUAUCACACCUGUGAUCAUCGCGCCAAUGUGAUAUUACAUGUACAUAAAUUAGGUUAUCUCAAGAGAACAAUGCAGUUGUGUGAGUUAAUAACCGUAUACGCGUGUGAUGGCAAAUAUCUUUACCUGUAUUUUUACAUGUAUAUAUACAUAUGGAUAUGUGUGUAUAGGAAUUUUUACAAUUGAGAUUCUACUGGAAAUAUCUUCAUUUACAGUUUACAGACACUAAGGAACUGUCAUAUAUAAGGAAGAAAUACACAUUCGCUAUUACACUCAUAGUCGCAUACAGCUAUGGUAAGAGUAUGCUGCAGUAGGAGUUGUAAGCCAGUCCUACUUUUAAAAUUCAAGAUAUAUUUUAGGUAUGUUCCAUUAUUGUUUAUGGAAAUAUUUUGAGGGGAAAUCGUGAUAUUUUACAAUUGACCACAAUAUAAAUGUGAAAACGGCAAGUCAGUCUUUUAAUUUGAUGCUUCUGUCAAACAUUCACUAAUUUCAUUACACAGUGACAUACAUGAAGUUAACCCUCUUUAUUAUAAGAGAAAACUGCUAUCAUUAUUUGAUUGGAUAAUGCCCGGCACACAAAAAUCAAAACGUUUUAAAUGGCCUGCAUCUACUGUCGUCGAAGAAAUACCUAAUAAAUAAUAGCUUACAAAAUUAGUUCAGGAAAUACGGUAGAAAUGGCUAUUGAUGUAAUAAAACACCCCUUUGUCUCAUAUA
This is a messenger RNA of Priapulus caudatus, 2419 nucleotides long. RefSeq names its product transmembrane protein 104-like. The record is from RefSeq and is a predicted model, not a curated record. NCBI's taxonomy places the organism in Eukaryota, Metazoa, Priapulida, Priapulimorpha, Priapulimorphida, Priapulidae.